Lingula anatina is the source of this 4250-nucleotide messenger RNA. Its product is annotated as protein FAM43A. NCBI's taxonomy places the organism in Eukaryota, Metazoa, Brachiopoda, Lingulata, Lingulida, Lingulidae. The record is from RefSeq and is a predicted model, not a curated record.
AUAUACUUCUUGGCCCGGCUUCACAAUUUUCUCUAGCUCCAAACUUUCAAAUACUAACGUUGGUCUACUGAAGUUCUACAAAAAAUGUAUAUAACCCCACUUGAAUAAGGUUAAGUUGGUCUGUAGUAUUAUACUUGUUCUCCUUGUCAAGAAACAAGCGCAGUGUUUCAUGUUUACGACUUCUUCCCAUUUAUUUUAUUAAAGACUGGAUCAUCAAGUGUUAACCAACUUUAAUUUCAUGCUGAAGUUCAUUUGAGAAACGUAUCCCAUAAUAAGUAAGGAAGGAAGCCCCCGUUCUUCGAUGUAAAUAUCCCAUCUUCUUUCGAUUCAACACAAGACGACACUAGUGUCAUCUAUCGUCCUUUCAGGGUGGGGAUAUGUAUAACCAGCUUCUGACGUAACUCUCCAGCAGUCGACUUAAAAGUCUACACCCAGAUCUUCAGUUAUAUUUCAGUACUUAUAGCUUAUCGCUUGCUCUCAAUACUUGUUGUCGUCAUAACUUACAUCCAAAUGCUGAUCAUAACAACUGGUGUUAACUGUGACUUAAUUGCGCCGAAAAGAAAUUCCCUCCCAGUGGCAGUAAAGGCAACGGUUUCAUAUCUUAACUUUAUCAGAUUUUGGGGAAUAAAGAGAAUGGCAAAAACAUUCAGUCGAAGAAUGAAAUCUUUGGAUACUUGGAAGAUGGACCAAGAAGGAUAGCCAAGAUCGGGUCUAAAACGGACAAACCCUAAAUAAAACGACGGACGCUGACUUCCCUGGCAUCGUUACUUACUUAGUGAGCACACACAGAUCGCAGCAGUCUGUUUCAGGAAUAAGAAAAACUAAAAACGCAAACCGCAGUCAUGAAUCUUUUUCGCAAAAAGAAAAUCACUAUCAGUGAGCGGGAGCCCUCAUAUAAAGUACGUUACCUUGGAAACGUACAGACUAGUAUGACUAAAGGAGAGGGGUGCGUGGACAAGCCCGUGUCUCUCCUGUGGAAUAACUAUCUGACACGGCCCGUACCUGCUAUGGAAAUGGACUUCUCCAUCAGCGCAUCCGGUUUGAAAGUAUACACUAGAGAACAGGGGAUGACGGAAUAUUCUGCACACCGGAUUUUAUACUGUGUAGCCCACCCUGAGUAUCCAAGGUUAUUUGCAUGGGUUUAUAGACACGAGGGGAAGAAAAUGAAAGUGGAAUUACGUUGCCACGCUGUGUUGUGCUCCAGCAAGCACAAAGCCGAGCAAAUUGAGACUCAGUUAAAAGCGAAAUUAAAAGAGGCACUCACGGAGUUUAUGAGGGAGAAAACCAGACGGCAGAACUCUCGCCUGGCAAGAUCCCAGUCUUUGGGAUCUGCGGGACAGCCACAGGUGCCCCUACGGAAAAAACUCCUCAGUCCCGGACAGAAUUUUAAGCCACCGAUCGAAAGGUCACUUAGCGCGCCAAAACUGAUCGCAAUUUGUGAGGACGGGGAGUCGGAGCAUAUUGAGUCCAACGCGAAAUUUGGAGCCUCUAUGUGUAUCGUUGAGGAGGAGGAGGAAGAAGAAGAAGAAGAGGAAGAGGAAGAUAUUAUGGAUAGAUCAAUGGAAUGUUCGGAAUCUAGCGCGGAAGCAGACGACUUAAGCGCAAUAAAUUUCGUAACGGCAUUGGAGGACUUGGAGGAGCUAAGUUUCGAGGACUCAGACACUGUUGAGGUCAUCAACAACCAUAAGUAUUUAAAUGGUGACGAUUUAUCCGAUCAUAUAGUUGACCUUGACCUUGAGGAUUCAGAUGAUCCACUGUUUGCUGACAGGGGUUGCAAGGAUAGCCAACUCGCGCCAAGUGAUAGCGACGGCGCAAGUUCCGAGUCAGGGUUUUCCGAGCAAAAUGACUCGCAGAAACAAGAACAUGGCGGACAUCAUUCUUUGACCAAUGGUUUCCUCAAGACAGAUACGUUACAGAGCAUAUCUGAAAAUUCUCAAAGUGACUCCACCUCCACCUUGUCAGGGCAUACGGAGAGGUUGUGAAAUGAACGGUUUAGAAUCUAGCUUCGAAUCUAUUAAAUCGCUCAAACGUAUAUUUUUUCUACUUUUACAAAGCGUGCAUGGGACAAAUCAAUGUGGUACCUCGUUCAAAUAUUUAAAAAUGUGCAAACGAUUUCGAAAAGAUGUCUGCCAAAGUCUGCACCUGGAUGUAAACACCGAAUUGUGGAUGGAUAACCGUGUUUUGUCCCUUCAUGAUACCGCCAUGCGUUCAAACAGACGGCGCCAUGCAAUGUAAAGAAAAACGGAACGAUGAUCUUAUAACCAUUGAAUUUUGUCCCCAGAAACAAUAACUUUUUGCUGUUUUGAAUAUCGCGUUGUGCAAAGUUAGUCUGGGACAUUGUUAAGAGUCAAAUUCAGUACCCAAGACUAUAAGGCUCAAAAAUUGACUGACUUGAUGUCGUCCUUACAAUGUGUUCAGCGGAGAAUGUCCUUUUUAUGGAUCACAAGUAUUAAGAUUAUUGUUGCGCUAGAUUUAAUAUCCUGCUAAGGCUCAUUAUGGAUGAUGAAAUAAUAUAUGUCAGUCGGAGUUGUUAAGUUAUUAAUUGUUUCACCCGCACAGGCAUGCAGACCAUAGCCGUGAGAGCACCUUGCAAUGAUCAUAAUAUGUACCUGACCUUCAAAUAAGGUCUGUCCUUCCGUGAAAUAUUAACACUUCUGUUAUUAUCCAAGUCAUAAAAAACUGAUGGUGUUUUCUGAAAGUGCUUGGGAGGACUUGCCUAUAUGACCAAUAAAUGCACCGAAUUUCGGAUUUUCUUGCAUUAAGAUGUUCAGAAGUCCUCGGCGGCACAAAUCUAAAUUUUAAAUGCUCAUCAUAUAGUAACUGAACAAGAAUCAAAGUUCUUCGAAGCAACUUUAGUCCAUUUAUGCAAUAUCCAGUAAUCUUAUAUAUAUUCUAUGUGAAGUGGCUGAGACAGUGCUCCGUGCAUAGUCAUGGUAAAAGUCAAAGUCUUCUCAGGAUGUGGAGACUAAUGGUCAAUAUAUAUUGCAAUACGAAAUCUUUGUAUCUUUGUAUAGAAUGUAGUUAGCUAAUAUAAUAAUAUUAAUCCUGCUGUGCAGACAUGCAUUAUAUAUAAUAUGCCAUUAUGGUGAGAUAGUUUUCUUUUAUUGUCAGUUGCCUUUUUUCCAAUACUCCCUUUAUUCGCGUCUUAUUCUCUCAUUAUAUGAUGUGGUUAUUUCUUUGUGGACUAUUUUAGCCUUUGACGUAAUAACGUGAUUAUUAUUUUCUCCUUGCGGUUUUUAUGUGUCCCAGAGGUUUUAAAGGAUAGCAAGAAAGCCUAUUUAGCUGCAGUUGUAUGUAUUAAUCCUUUAGUCUUUGUAACUACUGAUCAUUUUGGAAUCACUUUUGGUCACUUUAAAAAUAAGGUGUAAUCCGACUUGAUAUUUUGUCGCAAUGCACCGAAAUGGGCAUACCGUCUCUGGAUAAAGCUCCCAAAUUUUGACCCAUUUAAUCUUAUGAAACUUUUGUAGAUAUGUUGUUUAUUUUGUAUCUUCUAGCAUAUCCAUCUUUUGUAUAUUUUUGUUUAGGGCAACGUUUGACAUUAGUGGGUAAACGUGCACUUAUAAAUUCAUCUGCUUUGAAAUAACGCCGCUCUUAUAACGAUUUUUACUAUUUUCUGACUAUUGAUACUGCAACAAAAAAUGCAUGAAAAGAGAAAUUUAUGGACAGGCGAUGGUGAUAUAUUAAAAAAGACCCAAACAUUUUGAACCUGGUUUCUUACGGGGGGGGGGUCUAUAGGUUAUAAAUGGGGUUACCCCUUCCCCUGCUUCAUUUUCCUCAUUUAUUUAUUUAUUUAUUUAUUUAUUUAUUUAUUUAUUUAUUUAUUUUGAAUCUUAAUAAUAGGCGGAGUUUUGAGUUAUGGAAGGUUAAGCUACAGAAUUUCGAUAAUGGCUCCAUUUGGACAUAUGGCACCGGUGAUAUUUUCAUUCAUUUACUUUUGCUUACAUAUGUUACUUGGCAUGCGUUACUUUUAUGCAAUAUCCUUUUCAGCUGUUGCCAAUGGCGCAUUUUGUAUAAAAAUGGCACGAAAGUCCGAAUGGCUGAAUUUGAUUUACUUAAGUUCCCUUCAAACCAAAGCUGCAUACAAAAUGAAUUGUUCAUGUCAUUAUACGAGGCAAAGACGAAUCUACGUAGCAAAGUAAGCGCCUGUUUACAUUUUAUAUUCCAUAUAAAAAGUCACAGAUCCGUGUCACUAAUGUUCAAUAGUUAAAGUUCUCUUUAUGACAUUGACACUGUUUCUAGGUAUAUAUAUA